Morus notabilis is the source of this 3350-nucleotide messenger RNA. Its product is annotated as probable LRR receptor-like serine/threonine-protein kinase RFK1. The coding region runs from base 81 to 3116 and encodes 1011 amino acids. The transcript is spliced from 24 exons. The record is from RefSeq and is a predicted model, not a curated record. Lineage: Eukaryota; Viridiplantae; Streptophyta; Magnoliopsida; Rosales; Moraceae. Gene Ontology annotation, molecular function: protein kinase activity; protein binding; ATP binding. Gene Ontology annotation, biological process: protein phosphorylation.
AUAGCUUUGGUAUCCAGUUUUCUUCUGGCUUCUCUCAGAAAAGCUAACAUUUUGUACUCAAAAGCUUCAAUCUUUUUGCCAUGGCGGCCAACAAUCUUGUUGUUUUCUUCAUUCUUGCAAUGGCCUGUUUCGGGUUACUGAGAUUUUGCGAGUCCAAGCUUCCCCAAGAUGAAGUUGACGCUCUUGCUCAAAUAACUAGUACAAUGGGUUCAACAUUUUGGGAGUUUAAUGCCACCACUUGCGACAUUAUAGCGGUUGGACUAACAAGAGAGCCACCCCAGGGAUCUGAGGGUAACAUUGGUUGUGAUUGCACCUUCGAGAACAAUACCGUCUGUCAUGUUUUAAGCAUAGUACUCAAGGGUUAUAGUCUACCUGGCAAGCUUCCACCUCAAUUGAGUAAACUUCCUUACCUCAAAGAAAUCGAUUUUGGUUUUAACUACCUGAAUGGUACGAUACCACGUGAAUGGGGUUUGACGAAAUUGACUAACAUCUCUAUCCUUGUUAACCGCUUAUCCGGAGAAAUUCCAAAGGAGUUGAGCAAUAUUACUACCCUCACAUACGUAUGUCUGGAUGCAAACCAAUUCUCUGGAACUAUUCCUCCUGAGCUAGGGAGAUUGCCCAACCUGCAAAGUUUGUUGCUAUCCUCGAAUCAGUUCACUGGAAACUUGCCAACGACAUUUGCUGAUCUAGAAAAUCUGACAGAUUUGAGGAUGAGUGAUAAUAACUUCAGCGGAAGCAUACCUGAUUUUGUACAGAAUUGGAAACAACUGCAAAGAUUAAACAUGGAAGCAAGUGGACUUGAGGGACCCCUCCCGUUAAAUAUAUCUCAGUUGACCAAGUUGGAAGAUUUGCGGAUUAGCGAUAUGCGUUCUCCAGGGCAGAACUUUCCGAUGAUAAGAAGCAUGGGAAGCUUGACAAGAUUGGUCUUGAGGAACUGCAACAUUUCUGGAGAGAUCCCAUCAUACUUCUGGACAAUGAAGAAUCAGGAUACAGUGGAUUUCAGUUAUAACAAGUUAGUUGGUGAAAUUCCUGAGACAUCAGACUUGGAGCGUAUGCAAUUCCUCUUUUUGACCGGCAAUAUGCUAAGUGGAAACAUUCCUGAUUCACUCUUGAGGGAUGGAACCAGUAUCGACCUUUCAUACAAUAACUUCACAUGGCAGGGACCUGAGCAACGUACUUGUCAGGGUAGCAUGAAUCUAAACCUCAAUUUGUAUCAUAGCUCUUCGACAGAAGAUAACUUAAGAGCUCUUCCAUGCUUGAAGGAUCUUGAAUGCCCACGAUAUUCAACUUGUUGGCAUGUUAAUAGUGGCGGAGUGGCUUCUUCCAUCAAGGAAAACAACAAAGAAGUUGUCUAUGAAGGAGAUGGAGAAGUUGAAGGUGGCACCGCAAAAUAUUUUCUAAAUCAAGGGAGUUAUUGGGGAUUCAGUAGUACUGGAGACUUCAUGGAUGAUAAUGAUUACCAAAAUACACGCUAUGUUGCUACUCUAACGUCAUCGAAUCUCUCUGAUUUAUAUAGAACGGCGCGGAUAUCUCCAAUUUCACUCACUUAUUUUCACCGUUGCUUAGAAAAUGGAAAUUAUUCAGUGAACCUCCACUUUGCAGAGAUACAGUUUACAAAUGAUCAAACAUAUAAGAGUCUUGGGAGGCGCUUUUUUGAUAUCUAUCUUCAGGAAAGAUUAGUGCGCGAGGAUUUUAACAUUGAAGAUGAGGCCGGAAUGGCACAAAAGGCACUAGUACUAAAAUUGCAUAACGUCACUGUGACAAAUAAUGCAUUGGAGAUCAGAUUAUUAUUUACCGGCAAAGGUACAACGAGGAUUCCUACAAGAGGAGUGUAUGGGCCUCUUAUAUCAGCCGUUUCUGUGAUUUCCGAGUCCAAGAAAUGCUCAAAUGGUGGAAAGAAGGAAACAAGUCAUAUAAUCAUCGGCGUUGUAGUAGGAUCACUCUGCCCGUUCUUUCUCAUCCUAGGAAUUCUUUGCUGGAAAGGCUGCUUCAAAGGAAUAAACACGAGAAAACAAGAUUUUAAAGGGCUAGAAAUGCAGACAGGAACUUUUACCUUAAAACAAAUAAAAGCUGCCACUGAUGACUUUGACUAUGACAAUAAGAUUGGAGAGGGUGGUUUUGGGCCUGUGUACAAGGGUCAACUACCUGAUGGGACGGCUAUUGCAGUUAAGCAGCUCUCAUCUCAAUCAAGGCAGGGAAACCGUGAAUUCUUGAACGAGAUAGGCAUGAUCUCUUGUGUGCAGCAUCCUAAUCUUGUGAAACUUCAUGGAUGUUGCAUUGAAGCAGAUCAGUUGAUGCUAGUUUAUGAGUACAUGGAAAAUAAUAGCCUUGCACGUGCUUUAUUUGGUCGAGGAAAUCAGCUUCGAUUGGAUUGGCCAACAAGGCACAAGAUUUGUAUCGGAAUAGCAAGAGGUCUAGCUUUUCUUCAUGAAGAAUCCAGACUAAAAAUUGUUCACAGAGACAUAAAAGCUACUAACGUGCUGCUGGAUGCUGACUUAAAUCCUAAAAUAUCUGAUUUCGGGUUGGCGAGGCUUGAUGAAGAGGAGAAGACUCACAUCAGCACCCGAAUUGCUGGGACCAUAGGAUAUAUGGCGCCGGAAUAUGCGCUAUGGGGUCACCUCACCUACAAAGCAGAUGUUUACAGUUUUGGAGUUGUGACCUUGGAGAUUGUCAGUGGCAAGAACAAUAACAACUAUAUGCCGAGCGAUGAUUACGUUUGUCUUCUAGACUGGGCCUGCCAUUUACAACAAUCUGGAAACUUUAUGGAACUGGUUGACGAGAACUUAGGCACUGAGGUAGACAAAAAACAAGCAGAAAUCAUGAUUAAAGUCGCACUUCUCUGCACAAGCUUGUCCGCUUCUCUUCGGCCAACAAUGUCCGAAGUGGUAAGCAUGCUCGAAGAAAGAACGGCUGUUCCAGAGGUGAUCCCGGAACAAAAUAUCGGCAGUGCUGGAGAUUUGAGAUUCAAGGCCAUGAAAGACCUCCACAAGCAGAGGAAAGAUCAGAGUUUUAGUGGAAGCCAGACCCGGAAUUCGACUGCCGCUCAUACAUUCUCCUCUUCCUUUCCUGGUUUGUAUGAAAUAAACACACAGUCCACGUCUUCUUCACCACCCUGAGAGCUGUCCUUAUUGUCACCCCGGGUUACUUAAUUCUGUACUAUAAUUAUUUAUUAUUAUUAUUAUUAUUAUUAUUUUCCCACUUUUGUUGUUGUAGUAGGAGAGUAGAAUGUGACUUGUAAGAAGAGUUUUUGUUUGCCUUUGCCUUAUAUUUCAGAUCAAUUAUUUGUACAUACUUCUUGAACAUAAUUAGUACGAUGAAAGUAGGGGCUCGAGUACUUAUUCAAAAAAUAU